Molecule: messenger RNA, 456 nt
Organism: Pedinophyceae sp. YPF-701
Lineage: Eukaryota; Viridiplantae; Chlorophyta; Pedinophyceae
Source: the annotation of a GenBank genome assembly
AUGGCGUACAAUUUGUACCACGUCCAGCUCGCCCGGGCGUGGGCGCAGCGCGUGGAGAAGGAGAACAGUCUCGCGGAGAAGUUCUGGCUCACGAAGGCCGUGCAGGAGGGCCGCAUCCCGGAUGACGCGGCCAGCCAGGCCUCGGCGUCCUCCGCAAUGACCGGUUCGACGAACGCGACGGGGUUCAGCAGCAAGACGUCGUACCUGAAGACGAAGCUGGGGGCGUUGGAGCAGAUGCUGCAGGAGGAGGCCGCGCGGAGGGCGAACUUGGAGAAGGAGCUGCAGGAGAUGCGCGGCACGCUGCGGGCCGGAGCGACGCUGCCCGCUGAGCCCGCGCCCGAGGCCGCGGCGGCCGCUCCCAAGGCCCCCGGAUCGCGGGGCUCCUCGCGGGCCGCGGCCCCGCCGUCGAAGGCCGCGCCCGGCCCAUCUAGCCUGCGCACGUCUGUGAAACCGUGA